Messenger RNA from Puma concolor (puma), 2700 nucleotides. Lineage: Eukaryota; Metazoa; Chordata; Mammalia; Carnivora; Felidae. The record is from RefSeq and is a predicted model, not a curated record.
AUGGCAGAGGCAGAAGCAGCGCAGCUGAAGGAGGAAGGGAACCGGCAUUUCCAGCUCCAGGACUAUAAGGCUGCAACAAAGAGCUACAGCCAGGCCCUGAAGCUGACCAAGGACAAGGCCCUGCUGGCCACGCUCUAUCGGAAUCGGGCAGCCUGUGGCCUGAAAACGGAAAGCUAUGUUCAGGCGGCGUCAGAUGCCUCAAGAGCUAUUGACAUCAACUCCUCGGACAUCAAGGCUCUCUAUCGGCGGUGCCAGGCGCUGGAGCAUCUGGGGAAGUUGGACCAGGCCUUCAAGGACGUGCAGCGCUGUGCCACCCUCGAGCCACGGAACCAAAACUUCCAGGAGACACUGAGGAGGCUCAACACCAGUAUCCAGGAGAAGGCUGCCAACAACCUCAUCGUCCUGGGGCGUGAAGAAGCAGGGGCCGAGAGGAUCUUCCAGAACAACGGAGUGGCCCUGCUGCUGCAGCUUGUGGACACCAAGAGGCCCGAGCUUGUGCUAGCGGCUGUGCGGACCCUGUCGGGCUUGUGCAGUGGCCACCGAGCUAGGGCCACAGUGAUUCUCCAUGCCGUCCGGAUAGACAGAAUCUGUAGCCUCAUGGCCGUGGAGAACGAGGAGAUGUCUCUGGCCGUCUGCAACCUGCUCCAGGCUGUCAUCGACUCUCUGUCAGGAGAGGACAAACGAGAACAUCAAGGGAAGGAGGAAGCGCUGGUCUUAGAUACCAAGAAGGACCUAAAGCAGAUAACCAACCACCUGCUUGACAUGCUGGUCAGUAAGAAGGUGUCUGGCCAGGGCAGGGACCAGGCCAUGAACCUGCUCAAUAAGAACGUCCCCAGGAAGGACCUCGCCAUUCACGACAACUCACGCACCCUCUAUGUGGUGGAUAACGGCCUGAGGAAGAUCUUGAAGGUGGUGGGGCAGGUUCCAGAUCUGCCAUCCUGCCUGCCUCUGACUGACAACACCCGCAUGCUGGCCUCUAUCCUCAUCAACAAGCUCUACGAUGACCUGCGCUGUGACCCAGAGCGUGAUCACUUCCGCAAGAUCUGCGAGGAGUACAUCACGAGCAAGUUUGACCCCCAGGACAUGGACAAGAACGUGAUUGCCAUUCAGACAGUGUCGGGGAUCCUGCAAGGCCCCUUUGACCUGGGCAAUCAGCUGCUGGGACUGAAAGGUGUGAUGGAGAUGAUGGUAGCCCUGUGUGGCUCGGAGCGUGAGGUAGACCAGCUGGUGGCCGUGGAGGCCCUCAUCCAUGCCUCCACCAAGCUCAGCCGCGCCACCUUCAUCAUCACCAAUGGCGUAUCGCUGCUCAAAGAGAUCUACAAGACCACCAAAAACGAGAAGAUCAAGAUCCGCACACUGGUGGGGCUCUGUAAGCUCGGCUCUGCAGGUGGUACAGACUAUGGCCUCAGGCAGUUUGCUGAAGGGUCGACAGAGAAGCUGGCCAAACAGUGUCGCAAGUGGCUGUGCAAUGCGUCCAUAGAUACCCGGACCCGGCGAUGGGCAGUGGAGGGCCUGGCCUACCUCACGCUGGAUGCUGACGUGAAAGACGACUUUGUCCAGGACAUCUCUGCCCUGCAGGCCAUGUUUGAGCUGGCCAAGACCACGGACAAGACUAUCCUGUAUUCUGUGGCCACCACCCUGGUGAACUGCACCAACAGCUAUGACGUCAAGGAGGUAAUCCCCGAGCUGGUGCAGCUCGCCAAGUUCUCCAAGCAGCACGUGCCUGAGGAGCACCCUAAGGACAAGAAGGACUUUAUAGACAUGCGUGUGAAGCGGCUUUUGAAGGCUGGUGUCACCUCUGCCCUGGCCUGCAUGGUGAAAGCAGACAGUGCCAUUCUCACCGACCAGACCAAAGAGCUGCUGGCCAGGGUAUUCCUGGCACUGUGUGAUAACCCAAAAGACCGAGGAACCAUUGUGGCUCAAGGUGGUGGCAAGGCACUGCUUCCCCUGGCUUUGGAGGGCACAGACGUGGGCAAGGUGAAGGCAGCCCAUGCCCUGGCAAAGAUCGCCGCCGUGUCCAAUCCAGACAUCGCCUUCCCGGGGGAGCGGGUGUAUGAGGUGGUGCGGCCCCUUGUGAGUCUCCUGGAUACACAGCGGGAUGGGCUCCAGAACUAUGAGGCUCUCCUGGGCCUCACCAAUCUGUCUGGGCGAAGUGACAGACUCCGGCAGAAGAUCUUUAAGGAGAAGGCCUUGCCAGACAUUGAGAAUUACAUGUUUGAGAAUCACGACCAGCUGAGGCAGGCGGCCACUGAAUGCAUGUGCAACAUGGUAUUGAACAAGGAGGUACAGGAGAGGUUCCUGGCCGAUGGGAACGACCGGCUGAAGCUGGUGGUGCUGCUCUGCGGAGAGGACGAUGAGAAGGUGCAGAACGCGGCCGCAGGGGCGCUGGCCAUGCUGACAGCAGCACAUAAGAAACUGUGCCUCAAGAUGACCCAAGUGACAACUCAGUGGUUGGAGAUCCUCCAGCGGCUUUGCCUGCACGACCGGCUGUCAGUCCAACACCGGGGCCUGGUCAUUGCCUACAACCUGCUGGCAGCAGAUGCUGAGCUGGCCAAGAAGCUGGUGGAGAGUGAACUGCUGGAGAUCCUGACUGUAGUGGGCAAACAAGAGCCAGACGAGAAGAGGGCAGAAGUGGUUCAGACAGCCCGGGAAUGUCUCAUCAAGUGCAUGGAUUAUGGCUUCAUUAAACCAGUGUCUUAG